AUGGCCGAGACUAAGAACACAUCAAAGACCUUCCAGCUCAACACGGGCAAGACCAUCCCCGCCAUCGGCCUGGGGACAUGGCAGUCCCAGCCCGGCGAAGGAGAUCGUCGAGGCGCAUCAGCCGCGUCGGGCCGUGCCGCGCGAGGAGAUCUUCCUGACCAACCAAGCUCGACAACCCCUGGCACAAGCGGGCCCCUGAAGCGCUCCAGCGCUCGCUCGAAAACCUGGGCGUGGAUUACCUCGACCUAUACCUCAUGCACUGGGCCGUCGAGCACCACCCCCGAGGAUCUCAAGAAGCACUACCCCGACUGGGACUUUGUCGACACCUGGCGCGAGAUGCAGAAGCUGAUGGACACGAACAAGAUCCGCAACCUGGGUGUUAGCAACUUUGGCAUCAAGAACCUGGAGCGGUUGCUGAAUGACCCGAGCUGCAAGAUCGUCCCGGCCGUCAACCAGAUCGAGCUCCACCCCGGCAACCCGUCCCCCAAGCUCAUCGCCUACUGCGCCGAGAAGGGCAUACACUGCUCCGGGUACUCGCCCCUCGGCAGCAGCGACUCGCCGCUGUACAAGAACGAGACGAUUGCCUCGAUCGCCAAGGCGAAGAACCGCAGCGUGCAGCAGGUGCUGCUGAUGUGGGGUGUGAAGAAGGGCUGGAGCGUGCUGCCCAAGAGCGUCAACCCGGACCGCGUCAAGGCCAACUUCGACUUGGACGGGUGGGACCUGACGGACGAGGAGGUGGCCAAGAUCGACAGCAUUCCGGAUCGGUUCAAGGUGUGCGGUGAUGCAUGGCUGCCGAUCAAGGUGUUCUUUGGCGAUGACGAGUAA
Molecule: messenger RNA, 825 nt
Organism: Chaetomium globosum CBS 148.51
Lineage: Eukaryota; Fungi; Ascomycota; Sordariomycetes; Sordariales; Chaetomiaceae
Exons: 4
Coding region: 1-825 (274 amino acids)
Cellular component (GO): cytosol
Molecular function (GO): aldose reductase (NADPH) activity
Source: RefSeq, a predicted model, not a curated record